Messenger RNA from Fundulus heteroclitus (mummichog), 4428 nucleotides. RefSeq names its product transmembrane protein 41A-B. NCBI's taxonomy places the organism in Eukaryota, Metazoa, Chordata, Actinopteri, Cyprinodontiformes, Fundulidae. The transcript has 5 exons. The coding region runs from base 145 to 972 and encodes 275 amino acids. The record is from RefSeq and is a predicted model, not a curated record.
UAUGUGGCCUGCCCCCCCGGAAAGCGACACCCCGUUCCCCCGGUGCCGUCCAACUGAACCGCAACACGUCAGCUUCCCGUCCAUUGAACUGACUCGUCGGGGGAAAGUUUAGCGGUCAGCAGCAGAGUGUCUGGAGGGGACAACAUGCGCUCCUUGGCGGGACUAGCUGUCAUCGUGGCGGCGGCAAGUGUCUACCUCUACCUGCUGUCGGCGCACCUUCCCCCGGGACCGACGCGGCUCCAGCCGGGGUCUGGGCAGGAGGACGAGGCCGUCCAAGAGUACAGGCUGAAGUUCCCGUCUGACCUGGAGUCUCUGCGGGAACUCGCCGAGACGCUCAAGUUUUACAAGACAGAAAACUACGGCUAUGUUCUGCUGUUGUUCUGUAGCGCCUACCUCUAUAAGCAGUCUUUCGCCAUACCUGGCUCGUCCUUCCUGAACAUGCUGGGUGGGGCGAUAUUCGGACCUUGGGUGGGUCUGAUGCUGACCUGCCUGCUCUCCACUUUCGGCUCCACGUUCUGCUUCCUGCUGUCCUCCACAUUUGGGAAGCAAUAUGUGGUUUACUUCUUCCCUGAGAAGGUGGCUCUGCUGCAGAGGAAGGUGGAGGAGAAUCAGAGCAGCCUCUUCUUCUUCCUCCUCUUCCUUCGUUUCUUCCCCAUGACUCCUAACUGGUUCCUUAACAUCACCUGUCCUGUCCUCAACAUCCCCAUUUCAAUUUUCUUCUUCUCUGUAUUAAUAGGUUUGAUCCCGUACAACUUCAUCUGCGUCCGUACGGGCUCCAUCCUGUCCCAGAUCUCCUCCCUGGACGACAUCUUCUCCUGGGGGACGCUGGCUCAGCUCCUGGCCAUCGCGCUCAUGGCCCUCCUGCCUGGAGCGCUGAUCAGACGCUACAGCAGAGCUCACCUCAAGGUGGACGGCAUCGACAGCAACGGCACCAGCCGGGGGGAGGUCAGCCGGGGCAGGAGGAGAAGAUGACUGAAAGAUGAGAAAGGGACUUAAUGUUUAAAAGGAACUCAGGUGGGGAAAGAAACCACUAGAUGGAGGCAUGUGACCUUUUGUCCACGCCAGAAGUGAGAUUUCUUUAAGGUCACUCCAGAGAGUCAAGACAUCCUGGGCGGCGUUUGUUCUGAACUUCUGCUCUUAUCAGGUUACGUUUCGCCUUCGUAAAAAGGUUUUGUCAAUUGGUUGAAAUAUUACCAUCUAAAAGUUUUAGUAAAGUUUCCUGAGAUCAGACCCAAAAUUCUUUGCUUUUGCUUUGGGGAAGAAAAAACACACACAAGAGAGGCUAAAAUCAUCUACCUGGAUGGAUAGAAUCAUUUACAUUUAGCAGAAAUUGUAAUUAUUUUGUACAGAGUUGAACUGUCAGAUCGUUGUCUUUCCUAUUAAAAAUAGGAUUUGUAAUGUAUAGUAAUGCUGCUAAUCAUGAUUAGUCCCAACAUAACUUUUUCUACACAUCACUGAUGUAAUGUAAUUGCUUAUUUUCUCUCACUAGAGCAGAAUUUAGUCAAAAACUAAUUUAAUCUCCAUCAACAAAGCUUAACUGCAGUCCUGUGACAAACCUAGGAUAUCCUUUAAAGUGUUCAGUUCAUUAUAUAUCUACAAAGAUUGAGCGGGAUACUUAAUGAGAGGGUUCAAAGCAUCUCACAUGACGAUAGUUCAUCCUUGUUGACCAAAGUUUUCCCAUAUUUAUAUCAGAAGUUUUCUUAUUUUUAUUACAUUUUACAAAAGAUGUUUAUCUUCACUUUUUAAUUUUUAAAUUACUUCUUUAAGCAUUGUUAGAAUGGAUGUUAAUUGUCCAUACGGUCACACAGGUUGUCGAAAAGAGUCCCAAUUUUGUAUUUUCUUCUUUUGAUAGUUUCUCUUUUACUAACGCUAAGAAAUAAGACAACAGAUUUUGGAUGUUAGUUUCUUUUUGAUUUCCCAUCAAUAAGGUCCCUCAGGGAGAUUCCUAAAGCUGGCUGAAAUGAGGUUUUUGGUCUGAAAUGUUUUAUGUUUUCCAGUCUGGAAAUGCUCCAAAUAUUUUUCAGGGUUUCUGGCUCAGAGUUUGUUCAAAGCUCUGCAACUGUUCAAAGUAGCCACGGUUGUGAGGGCCUGAGUCAGAAAUGAACAUCGGAAAAACUGGUGCUUUCUAUCAGGUUUUAAUGAGUUUUGUGUAAAUGCGUUGCACUUCAGUGCUACUCUGUUUGGACUUUGUAACACCAGGGGCCAGACGCUUAAAUCAUGUAUAGUGCUAAAAAUAAUUUGUUUCCCCCAAACAACUUGUUCUUACACAUGACGUUAAAGCUGGAUAGGUCCUGUUCGCUGAAACUGGAACCCACCCGUCUGUGAUCAGGUUGCAGGCGUAACAGGUCCAGGAGGAAACCACACAUCCCCCCUCCUCAGCGACGCCCGAUGGGAUAGAAUCCCUCCAGUGAGUUUUGGGUCUUCCCUUCACCACAGUUCCUCCACACAUCAGAGAAUUAUAUUAUUAUUAUUAUUGUUAUUAAUGUUUAGCUCACUUGUGGUCUUCAACAGUAGCAUCAGCUGUAAUUAUUUGGGUUCUGCUUGGCUGCAGUCCACAAAAUGGCAGCUCUAGUUAAAAGGAAACUCUAAAGCUAAGAUUUUAUUUGCCGCAAUGCUAUUGAAACUGGGGUUAAACAAUGAUGUCAGAAGCUGAUUAUUGUUAUGAUCAAAACUGAAAACUCUUCACCUCUGAGGAAAAUCUUCUCUUUGCUCAAACACGAGUUUUAUACAUGAAACUGACGUGGGCUUGGUGCAUCUGGGCCCAGAUGUUUAAACCAUCUAUUCUACUCUGUGCUCGUUUUAAAACCCACAGUGUUGAUAUAUUAUACAUAUAUUUACUGGUUCAUGGUGUUCAUUGUAGUUGCCUAAACGUCAGAGGGGAAAUGUUGCUUUGGUAUGUUUACAUAUGUGUUACGGUCAAGUGUCUUUUUUUUCCUUAAGGCACUUAAACACGUCUUAAUGUAGCUCUGUGUUCACUGGUCAUGGACAGGACAAUGAUGUCAUGGUUUUGUCAAAGCUUAAACAGAUAGUUAUGGACUCUGAGCCGGCUGGACUGUAAAGCAUGAAUGAGUAUUUGUAGUAAGUUUAAUUUCACCUGAUUGUAUUAAAUUUUCUUGACCUAUGUUCUGUUUUAAUUCUCACUAUAAACAGCAACGGAUCCACCAUCAGGUAAUGCUUUAGCCCCACCUUGUCUUAGACAUUUGUUGGUGAAACCUUAUCACUGCUAAUGAGAACUGAGAAAGUAACUCAGUCACAUUUCGAGGUCUAAACUUUGCAUGAGACAAUAAACUUGUCAAUCAAAGGCACCAUGAAAUGUACUUUUGAACUUUCCUCCAUCCACUGUCCUCCGCUUAUUCCAGAUCGGGUCGCGGGGGUAACGGGUCCAGGAGGCAAAACCAGACACCCCAGCUCAUUCUGGGGGAUCCCAAGGCGUUGCCAGGCCAGAAUGGAUCUAUGAUCUCUGCAGCAAGUUCCUUUUGAACUUGUUUUGCCAUCCUGAAAUGAAUCUCAGUGGUCACACGAUCCUGUGAUGGAGUAAUGUCAAUAUGACAUUCAGUGUUUCCCAUGGGUUUGGGAUUUUAAUGACUGUUUAGGUUCAUGGAAAGGUUCUGCAUCUCAAAGCAAGUCAUUUUAUUCUAUUAUUGCUGCUUUUUACACUCAGAAAAAUCGUUACAUAAAAUAAAUAUAUUUAUUUUUUAUUAGCUUUAUUUGCAUUUUUGGGCUUAUUUUUACAUCGUAUCCUGAGCUGCUCUACUAGUCAAAAGUUUGGACUCACCUUUCGUCAUUCAGUGGCUUUUCCUUAUUUAUUUAUUUUUUACCUACUAUAUUGCAUAUACACAGUAAAGACAUCUAAACUGACUUGAGAGUAUAUAGAAUUAUAUAUCAAGCAGAAUUUUAAAAUAGCUCCAAAUAUCUUGUAUAUUUUAUACUUUUUGUAAAUACCUCCCCCCUCCCUCCCAAUUGUUUGUGAUUACUGCUCGGCCUUCCUGAGGCUGGUCACCUGAAAUGUUUUUUUAACUGUCUUGAAUAAGUUCCCAGAAUUAGGAAUAAAAAUAAAGACCAACCAUUGAAUGAGAAGGUGAGUCCAAAUGUUUGACAGGGUAAAGAUUAAAAAUGAUGCAUUUAAAAUGUGUCAAGUUUUCAGAAAGCUCACUAAAACACUAAAAGCACUUUUUUUUUUGAAGAGCCCAGUUUCAGUCUUAUUAAUCCUGUCUUUUUGAUUAUAUUGUUUUCAGCUUAAAAAGCGUUAUGUGAAAAUAUGAUCUUAUGACCAAAAUUUGGGAUAUACAAAGCGUUUUCAACUCUGCAUAUUGCAGUCAGUUGCCUGUGGAAAAUGCAAUAAAUUACAUAUUUCCUAAUGUUCUUUAUUGGGGUCACAAAGACAACGUGACAAUCUGGCAAAGCGAAAUAAAGACAUUCUGGAUGCAA